UUACUCAAUCUCUGAUCUGAGUGUUUAUCUUGCUAUACUGUAAUCAGGACAGCUACACACCCUUGUGUACAAAUUAUCUGUGCAACGUUUGGAAAGUUUGGCUUAACACACCUUUAUUGUUCGCUGAGGACGACAAUCUGUUUGUUCUGCAAAUUUGCUUCUGUUUCUAACCGAUGUGCAUACAAGCUGAGUUGUAUACAUGAAGCAUUAGAUUCUGAACAUGCACAACCAUGGUCUCAUUCAUUCAUUGACGUAAUGUGUGGACUUUCCACUCGUGAACUCCCCAUGAACCUUGACGGUAACCGUUUCAGGUGAGAACAAGAUGGCGGACCCGCCCGCGGGAGCGACCAGUUCGGACGAGCUGGCCGGUGACGACAACCCUUGGUACCGCUCUCCUUGUAGGCACCGCAUGCGUUACGUGUUCUGCGCGUUCUUUCCCGUCGCCUUCGCCUUUGUGUUAUGGGGAGGAAUGACUUUUGCUGGGUCGCAGCAAACUAACAGUUCAGAGAGCAUCAUCCUGCUCGCUUUGGGCUUCUUCUUCCUGUUACUGUGGAUGGUGGCAGUCGGCCACUUCGACUACGCCCAGCGUCGCUACGGAGUCCCCGUCAAAUAUUGCACUCUGGUAGACGAGGGAUCUGAUGAGAACAGUUUUAAAUCUACCGUUAGAAUUUUAGCGCCAUUUGGCAUACUGGGACACGCCCAGGAGGACGCCACGCCUGCGGGAGGCAGUUCUACUGACGGCCGAGGCGCCCAAGCUGCUACAUCGGGAGGGUCUGACGGAGACCGUGGCGGGCACUGCAGGCCCUGGUGCACAGACACGAGCGGCGCAGAGGGGGCUCACGGCGUGCAGAGUGGGGUCGGCUUCAGUGAAAUCAUCGUCAGAGAGGAAAGCGGUGUCGGUGUGCAGCAGGCAGGAUUCCACGCCGGCCAGCCUGAUCAUGAUGUCCGAAUGAGCAUCGAUAUCGCUCACGGGGCACCUCCGCCGUACGACCAGGCAACGGCGAAGUGGGCCAAGGACAAUUCUGCUUACGCCUCUGUCUGUUAGCUGGGUGGUUAAACAACUACAGGAACGCCUACCUGAUUUCGGGUGUAGGGUCGGUACGGUGGCCGUUAGCUGAUGGUACAAAGUCGAAGCAAACUUUCUGACCUUUGCAUUCUACCACAGCAUAACGAAAACACGCAGCAGUCAGAUGACAGUCACAAGAAUGAGUCAGCAUUGGUAGGCAAAGAAGUGGUAGCACCAUGCAUCAAAAUCAUAACUGUAUACUUUAAUUUAGCAAACCGUUGAUAUGUCGAUAGUACUCGAUAGUCUAAUGAAUGAUGUAUAACGCUAGUUCACCUUUAUACGCAGGGUAACCUAUACCCGUUCUUGUUUUUAAAAUAUCAUAUUUAGGGAUAUCGAUUGGAAUAUUUUGUAUUGCAGUUUGAAAGUAUUGCACUUUUUGAAACCACCGUCCGUCGACUUGACAUCCUUAAAAACCCUGUUUCUAAAAAGAACGGAUAUAGGCUACCCCGCGGAUAAAGGUGGGCUAGCGUUGGUUAGACCGAAUAACAUGGAUUUUGCAGUAUGUGUACCUACGAAGGGCUGUUGACUUUGAUCUGGUCUAUUAUUGACAUAGUUCUAUGCUGGGCUUUUUAUUAAAGAGCGUUGUAAAUAUUAGCUUGACUUGUUGUUAUAUAAAUGCUUUACAAUUGUGUUUUUCGGUACUUGAUUAUGUUUCUUGUUCAUUGGCUUGAACAUAACCUGUAGCACGUUGACCCCUAUAUGCAAUGCUUUCAAUCGAUUGCCAUCGCACAAUGUAUGUUGCAGAAUGCUGCAGAUAUGAGUAAAGUUGAAGUGGAAAUGUGAUACAAAUAAAAUCAUGUUUGUAGCGAUUCUUUCUUCGGAGCCGUCAAUAAAAAGCACAUUUGAUCACUUGAUGAAAGGUAAGAGACAUUCCAAUUGUUACAAUUACUAGCACUAGUACUAUACCUUUAUUAUGAACAUGUCAAGGGCAAUAGAAAUAUGAUAUUGUUACUUGUAUACUUUGCAUUUUGAAUAUUACGUCAAUUGUUAACGCGUUAUACUGGCGACCGGGAAUAGUAAAAAAA
This is a messenger RNA of Branchiostoma floridae (Florida lancelet), 2091 nucleotides long. RefSeq lists its product as uncharacterized. NCBI's taxonomy places the organism in Eukaryota, Metazoa, Chordata, Leptocardii, Amphioxiformes, Branchiostomatidae. Bases 323 to 1045 code for a protein of 240 amino acids. The record is from RefSeq and is a predicted model, not a curated record. The transcript is spliced from 2 exons.